AUGUCGUCACUUCCUUAUCCGCCAUAUUACUAUACGGCUACUACCGUUUCUCCAACAUCGACGCAUUUUCGCCCAUGUUUGGCGCAAAUGUCAACACCAUCCAGUUCAACAGUGUCAAAUUUUUCAAUUGAAAGUAUCUUAUCAAGACGGGUAUCAGUACCACAACUUCCACCAUUACCAUUAGCAAAUGAUUUUGCUGUUGCUGCAGCUGCAGCUGCUACUAUUGCAUGGCCUAGCAUGCCACCACAUUUCUCAUAUCCUCAUCCCGGUUUUCCGUAUAUCAGUAAUGGUUUCAUCACAUCAUUUCAUCCAUUUCAUUACGGUAGCAAACGAAAACGACGUCAUCGAACAAUUUUUAGCGAAGAACAAUUGCAAAUUUUAGAAAAUGCAUUUCAAGGAACUCAUUAUCCUGACGUAAUGCUACGUGAAAAACUUGCCGUACAAUGUGACCUCAAGGAAGAGCGGGUAGAGGUAUGGUUUAAAAAUCGUCGUGCAAAAGAUCGUAAGCAGAAACGUGAAAUUGAUACAAAAGAUGGUAGAGGACAAAAGAUGAGCGCAUCUGACGAAUCAGAUUACGAGGUAUCUGAUGACGACGAUGACUGUACCAAAGUUAAAAAGCAUCGUCUAUCAGUAAACAAUGAUACGACUAAUAAGAGUACUACUACUAAUAAUAAUCAUAAUCAUAAUAAAAUGAUGGAAAUUAAAAAAGAACCUAAAAAUACAAUUUAG
Messenger RNA from Brugia malayi, 729 nucleotides. It is a transcript of the gene Bma-ceh-45, whose product is annotated as Homeobox protein goosecoid, putative. NCBI's taxonomy places the organism in Eukaryota, Metazoa, Nematoda, Chromadorea, Rhabditida, Onchocercidae. Gene Ontology annotation, cellular component: nucleus. Bases 1 to 729 code for a protein of 242 amino acids. The transcript is spliced from 4 exons. The record is from RefSeq and is a predicted model, not a curated record. Gene Ontology annotation, biological process: regulation of transcription by RNA polymerase II. Gene Ontology annotation, molecular function: DNA-binding transcription factor activity, RNA polymerase II-specific; RNA polymerase II cis-regulatory region sequence-specific DNA binding.